GUACUUCGGGAUAUUCAAAAUGAGGAUGGGUCAACUUCAAAAAAAAAAAGGAAAUCAGAUUAUCCUAUAUUAACCAUGGACGCAUACUAUGACGCAAAAGAAGCCAUUGAUAAAGCUAAAGAAACAAGGGCCAAUAAAUCGCUGAUCAAAUGGAUUGUGUAUUCCGGUAUCUUAUUUUCUGCCUUUGAUUCUCCUUAUUUUGAGGAUUUUACAAAGUUAUUAAACCCAGGGUAUAAUUCACCUAAGAGAGCUACGUUGGCAACAUCAAUUUUGGAUGUAGAAGCAGCGAAUAUAACACUAAAAAUAGAGAAAGAACUAUUGAAAUCUAAAAAUCUAACACUGUGUGUAGACAGUUGGUGCAGUCUAUUAAAACGUAGCAUAUAUGCCUUUGUGAUAAUGACGGAUGAGAAAAAACAAUAUAUUUAUUCUUUACGUGAUUUUUCAAUGUCCUCUCAUAUGGCAAAUUUUAAUGCUGAAAGAAUAAGAGAAGUAAUAGAAUAUGUUGGACCUGAAAAAUUUGUUGCAGUGGUGUCUGAUGCAGAAUCGGCAAUGACAGCGGCAAAAUGUCUGGUUGCAACACAAUAUCUGCAUAUUUUACCUGUUAGAUGCAUUGCGCAUCACAUACAAUUAAUCUCUAGCAAUAUCUGUCGUUUACCUCAUACACGAGCUAUUCUUUCUAACUGUCAAACAGUUAUAAAGUUUUUUAGGAAUUCUUAUAUUGCUGGUGCUACCCUUAAUCAAGAAAUUAUAUCUACUUUCACUGUCGGUAGAAAUUUAAAAUCGAGCACUAAAACCCGGUGGUCAACAGUAUGGGAUUGUUGUGAAUCAAUUAUACGCAAUGAAGGGAACAUUAAAUCG
Molecule: messenger RNA, 858 nt
Organism: Racocetra persica
Lineage: Eukaryota; Fungi; Glomeromycota; Glomeromycetes; Diversisporales; Gigasporaceae
Source: the annotation of a GenBank genome assembly